This is a messenger RNA of Ornithodoros turicata, 2184 nucleotides long. Its product is annotated as solute carrier family 13 member 2-like. Gene Ontology annotation, molecular function: succinate transmembrane transporter activity; citrate transmembrane transporter activity. The record is from RefSeq and is a predicted model, not a curated record. Gene Ontology annotation, biological process: citrate transport; transmembrane transport. Gene Ontology annotation, cellular component: membrane. NCBI's taxonomy places the organism in Eukaryota, Metazoa, Arthropoda, Arachnida, Ixodida, Argasidae. The coding region runs from base 104 to 2080 and encodes 658 amino acids. The transcript is spliced from 3 exons.
AACCACCCAGUGCCACUCGAUAUCCACGCGCGCCUCGCGUUCCACUUGUCGUUUAUUCGAGCACCAGUAAAGCGUAUGCGCUCCCUCGAUUCCACUUAUAACGAUGUCCGAAAAGAGUCCUAGGGGCCCGAGUACGUCACGGAACUCCAAAACAGAUUUCGUUCCCGCAACCAUCGACAAUGCUUACGGCAAGGAACGACGCAAACCAUCCCUCGGCUUCUCGCUGUUCCGGCCAAAACCCAGCGACGAACUUCUCACCGAAUCCGCCGACGAACCAAUGGCCCUCUCAGCCUCAAACUGUCGAACCGUAGUCGUCGCUAUCGAACAGGCCGCAUACGAGGGCGGCUUUCUGCCAGAGGAAGCCUGGAGAACUGACAACGUUGAGCGUGUACCUCGCACUACAAUUCUCGUCGAAGCAUCUCCUCCGUUCCAACGUUACGAGAAAAAAAUGGCGCCGCGCUACCUCGAGGAAGACGUCUCGGCCGUUAGCCAAGGCGAAUUCCUCUCCUUUUCGCUCCUUGACAAGGUGAGGAUCUCGCUCGGCAUUGUCUCCCUCUUGAUGCCCAUACCGCUGCUGAUGGACGGCGAUCAGCAUUACAAAUCCGUGUAUAUUGUCGUUACUCUUGCCCUCCUCUGGCUGCUGCGUCCGGUACCUCUAGCUGUGUCUGCUUUCUUUCCCAUUGUUGCCAUACCUCUCAUGGGGAUUAUGAGCACGUCCGCCACGUGCUCGUACUAUUUCAACGAGGGUAUCUUAUUCUGUCUGGUGAGUUCGUUAGUAUCAGCUGCGUCGCAAGAACAAGGCGUCCAGAAACGGAUCACACUGAUGCUUUUACGCGCGCUCGGGUGUCAGCUACGAGCGACCCUUCUCGUCCUGAUGGUGAGCGCGGCGCUGUGGGCCUCGCUGAUGAGUGCUCCGGCAGCUGCAGCGGUAGUCCUGCCGAUCGGAGAAGGGUUACUGAAGGAAUACCAACGAAAAGUCCAAGAACAAGGAUGCAGCCAUCACGAGUCUCAAGGCUCUGUGCGGCAUAAGGAUAGCUCCAAGGAAGAACUGUCAGCUGGGGAUGAGAGAGCGGACAGCAUACGAAAGACGUUUCAUAUAGGAGUUGUGUUGUCGGCGAUAUGUGGGGCGCCGUGUGGUCUGACGGGAGCUCCAGCCAAUAUUUAUCUGCAAGCAUUUCUGUGUAGGGAAGGCUACCCUGACUUGGUGACGUAUUCCAAAUGGAUAACUGUGAAUAUCUGCACCUUGUUAGUGAACACCACUGCGAUCUGGACGCUUCUUGUCUACACCUAUUUGAGGAAGUCUGAGAUCAGCAUGGUGAAUGCUGAAGUCAUGAGUGCAGCAUUACAGGCAUUUUCCAGCUCUGCAGUGGGCAGGUUGCGACAGGAAGAAUUGCUCGUUGGCCUGACCUUCUUCGCCCUGGUACCCGUGUGCUUCUUCCGUGCCCCUUAUUUCAUGAGUGGCUGGCCCCAUUUCUUGUCCAUCGACCAGUGGGUAGGCGAAGAAAGCCCGCACCUUUUUGCUGCAAUCUUCCUCUUCGUCGUGGCCGCAAGUCCCGCAUUUUCCAGACUUCAGCGGUUCGGGUCCUGGACGGUGGUCGAGAAAGCAGUACCCUGGAGCACCCUUCUGGUCAUGGGAGCGGGAUUCGCUGUCAACGAGGCCGUGAGGAACACAGUCGUGCUUUCAUUCCUCAGCGCAAGCAGGAAGCCCAGGCUGUCUAUGUCACUCGUGCAAGUAUGCUUGAGUGCCAGCGUCUCUAUAAUUGCCGAGUUGCGUGGAGGAGUGGCUCUGGUGUCGAUUAUGCUGCCAUUUGCCCUGAAGACAACAGAGGCCUACCAUUGGCAUCCGCUAAGUGUUCUUGUACCUGCCACGAUGUCCAGCUCAAUCGCCCUCUUCUCAUCAGUCACAUCUCCAGCCCAUGUCCUGCUCCUGGCUACCGACCGCAUCAAGCUGAGUAAGCUAGCGCUCUCCGGGAUCUUCGUCCACAUCGUCUGUGUCGCCACAGUCCUCAUCGUCACAAACAUUGUCGGCAAAGAGGUCUUCAGCUUCGACACUAUGCCCAUCAAGCGCACUGUAGCAUGAGAAUACCAAAGUGGAAAUUCCCCAUCCUAUUCUGAACUGAUAUCCUGUUUCAUCAAAAUAGCUUAUUAAUGAACUAUCAGUACAUAAAAUAGUCCUUUAUUCUA